CACGGAAACCAAUAUCUUUUCAUAUAUUUUUUUAUGCGAACAUUAACACCUAGUGUGGAUGUUCGUAUUUGAAUUGUGUGAAAGAAUAUGCACGAUACUGAAUCGUCACUGAAACGGAUCAGAUUGGUGCAAACAGUGUUUUAUUCAUUCAGUUUUAUUAUCAGAUCAACGACUAAUCUUUGUUUCGUGUUACGAAAAGCUUUCAAUCGCCCAAAAAUCCCCGCAUCAGACGAGCAAAACCAUCAUUACUGGUAAGAGUUUUACGACUUGCUUUAGUUCAAUUCCUUACUUACGCAACUACUGAGUUGCAAUAACAGAGACCAUUCAUUCAAUGUGCGAAUCAUGGCAACGGGACGGGGCCUACUUAGAUUUUUGAUAUUUCUAGUGUUUGCACUGUGCUCUGCUUCAGCGGAAAAUAAUGAACCAAAUCUGGGCUUUGGAUUAGAGUUGAUUUUGACCAAGCUGGAACAGUUGGAGCUCAAAUUGGUAGCACUAGAACAACAAAAUCAAUUGCUUGUCGAACUACUGAACAAGCCUUGCUCGAAGGUUAUUCAUAAAGAUACGACAAUUUCAAAGCAAAUUGAUCCACCGAGUUCUCUGAUCGUCACCGAUGAAUUGACUGCUGAAAACGAAAUUCACUCAUCGUGUUCCACAGUUCCGUUCGUGAAACCGGGAAAAUAUUUGCUCAAGCCAACAGAAACUUCGGAACCUUUCUACGCGGUUUGUGACGAAAAUUCGCACGGCAAGGGUUGGAUGGUAAUUCAAAGGCGCUUCAAUGGUACGGAGAUAUUCUAUCGGAAUUGGACGGGUUACAAGACGGGGUUCGGUAGUUUGGAUGGUGAAUUUUGGUAUGGACUCGAUCGUAUUCAUCUUUUCACAAGUACCCGGAAACAUGAGAUAAUGUUCGACUUAAUGGACUUCAAAGGAACUAGCAUAUAUGCUAUAUACAAUGCAUUCCUUAUAGGAAGCGAAGAGGAGGGAUACGCGAUCAAAGAGUUAGGGAUGUUCAACGGAAACCACGGUGAUUCAUUUGAGUAUCACAAAGGAAUGAAAUUCACUACCUUUGAUCGCGACAACGAUGAGUUUGGGUCUAAUUGUGCCGUGCAGUACCGUGGCGCAUGGUGGUAUAAGAGCUGCUACCACAGCAACCUGAACGGCAAAUAUAUACACGGCCACGAUCAUCAGUCCAUGCGCUGGAUCACAUUCCAACACGGCUUACAGCUGUCCAAGAUCAUGAUACGAGAAGUUUGAGUCAUUAGGAAUUUCUCAGCCUGCCUUGAACUUGCCAUAUAUGGAGCGCGCCUCUUCCUUGCAUCCUAAGUGGAAACAUGACUCGGUGGCUACCCAAAUCCAAGCCCAGUUCUUUCAGAGAAAUAAUAAAAUGCGCGGUUUUUA
Molecule: messenger RNA, 1395 nt
Organism: Topomyia yanbarensis
Lineage: Eukaryota; Metazoa; Arthropoda; Insecta; Diptera; Culicidae
Product: microfibril-associated glycoprotein 4-like
Exons: 3
Coding region: 343-1251 (302 amino acids)
Source: RefSeq, a predicted model, not a curated record